This is a messenger RNA of Cylicostephanus goldi, 267 nucleotides long. Lineage: Eukaryota; Metazoa; Nematoda; Chromadorea; Rhabditida; Strongylidae. The record is from the annotation of a GenBank genome assembly.
AUGGUGAAGGAGCCAGCAUUGCCUCCCCGCGAAAACGAGGCCGAAAACGCGGAACCAGGGCGGUUCCGCUCUGGAGGUUUCUACCACGAUCCCACGGUCUCCUUCGGCAGCCCGGAGGCACCCCAAACAAGGUCAUUACCCCACUCGCCGUGGGGGCAGCGAGAGCUGCCGGAGGAAAGACCCCAGAACCCCUGGAGACGGGGUCAUGAAGAAGACCUUAACAAACAGAAAAAUGGACACGAUAAGAAGUUGGAGAAGGAAGAAUGA